Molecule: messenger RNA, 2796 nt
Organism: Rhinopithecus roxellana (golden snub-nosed monkey)
Lineage: Eukaryota; Metazoa; Chordata; Mammalia; Primates; Cercopithecidae
Gene: ANAPC2
Product: anaphase promoting complex subunit 2
Exons: 12
Coding region: 600-2645 (681 amino acids)
Biological process (GO): ubiquitin-dependent protein catabolic process
Cellular component (GO): anaphase-promoting complex
Molecular function (GO): ubiquitin protein ligase binding
Source: RefSeq, a predicted model, not a curated record
AUUUCUUAGCAACUCCAAACUUCCUGGACUCUGCAGAAUUCCACUGUGCCUUUUGUCGACCUUGGGGCAAGGAAUGAUUCUCACCCUCGUCAACAUUCCUUGCCCCUGUAAUUGUGAACAGAAGCUUGCUGCUGCUUCUCUCCAGGGAGAUCAGGUCACGUGAGGGCAAGCAGUCUCCUGUCUGGUUCUCUGGAGAGGAGAGGGUUUUGUUGUGAGAGACAGGUGCUGUUGUAGUCCUCUAGGAAUUGUCACACCCUCGGCCAUUUGUGCUGCCUUUGUCACAUUGAACAGAGGUAUAGCCAUGCAGCUAUUUGAGAGGUCUUAGGUAGACUAAAGGAGUGGUCCUGUUGCUGGCAGAGGUCAGGGUGACCAUGAAGGGCUUCUGUUGGGCUCAUCCCAGCAAAAGUGACACAGCAACCUUUCUCAUUCUCCUCUGGAGUCCUUUUGCCGCUGUGGACCAGAGACUACACUGAAAGGCACAAACAGUGGCAUCUGUGUCUCUGGGGCCAGGACAGCAGUGCAACUGGAUGUCGUUUCAGAGUUGAUCCUAGGAGAUAAGGGUAGGGCCCCUGACGGCCACGCCUGCUGCCACUGAUCACAUGGGGAAGUCCAGUGUCCCUACCCGGACAGAGGCCAGCUGGGCAGGGACAGCAGAGCCUGGGAGUGCUCUGUGCUCCGAGUGGCUUCUUGAAGCCUUUGGUACCAGCGCCCCAGGCCAGCCAGGCAAGGAGAGUGGACUCUGUGCUGUCCCAGCCUUUCCCCUGACGAGGAACAGACACUCCCCAGGGCUGCUCAGUGGAGAACGUGUUGGAAUGAGGACCUUGACAUGGCUGCCUGGAAAUUCCUCAGGGGUCGCAGAGGCCUUGGUUUGGGGCUGGCAGGCACAGUGGCCCCCACAGCUGAGGAUUGUGGGGAGACACAGGCUCAGUCUGCUGGAGCGGGUCAGUGCCGAGGCUGUGACCACCACCCUGCACCAGGUGACCCGGGAGAGGAUGGAGGACCGUUGCCGAGGCGAGUACGAGCGCUCCUUCCUGCGUGAGUUCCACAAGUGGAUCGAGCGGGUGGUCGGCUGGCUCGGCAAGGUGUUCCUGCAGGACGGCCCCGCAAGGCCUGCGUCUCCUGAGGCUGGCAACACUCUGCGCCGCUGGCGCUGCCACGUGCAAAGGUUCUUCUACCGCAUCUACGCCAGCCUGCGCAUCGAGGAGCUCUUCAGCAUCAUCCGAGACUUUCCCGACUCCCGGCCAGCCAUCGAGGACCUCAAGUACUGCCUGGAGAGGACAGACCAGAGGCAGCAGCUGCUCGUGUCCCUCAAGGCUGCCCUGGAGACUCGGCUCCUGCAUCCAGGCGUCAACACGUGUGACAUCAUCACCCUCUACAUCUCUGCCAUCAAGGCACUGCGUGUGCUGGACCCUUCCAUGGUCAUCCUGGAGGUCGCCUGUGAGCCUAUCCGCCGCUACCUGAGGACACGGGAGGACACGGUGCGGCAGAUUGUGGCCGGGCUGACAGGGGACUCGGACGGGACAGGGGACCUGGCUGUUGAGCUGUCCAAGACCGACCCUGCAAGCCUGGAGACAGGCCAGGACAGUGAGGAUGACUCGGGCGAGCCGGAGGACUGGGUCCCGGACCCCGUGGAUGCCGAUCCAGGGAAGUCGAGCUCCAAGAGGCGCUCAUCAGAUAUCAUCAGCCUGCUGGUCAGCAUCUACGGCAGCAAAGACCUCUUUAUCAACGAGUACCGCUCGCUGCUGGCCGACCGCCUGCUGCACCAGUUCAGCUUCAGCCCUGAGCGGGAGAUCCGCAACGUGGAGCUGCUGAAGCUGCGCUUUGGCGAGGCCCCAAUGCACUUCUGCGAGGUUAUGCUGAAGGACAUGGCAGACUCCCGCCGCAUCAACGCCAACAUCCGGGAGGAGGACGAGAAGCGGCCGGCGGAGGAGCAGCCACCAUUCGGGGUCUACGCUGUCAUCCUGUCCAGUGAGUUCUGGCCACCCUUCAAGGACGAGAAGCUCGAGGUCCCUGAGGACAUCAGGGCAGCCCUGGAGGCUUACUGCAAGAAGUACGAGCAGCUCAAGGCCAUGCGGACCCUCAGUUGGAAGCACACCCUGGGCCUGGUGACCAUGGACGUGGAGCUGGCUGACCGCACGCUGUCUGUGGCGGUCACCCCGGUACAGGCGGUGAUCUUGCUGUAUUUUCAGGACCAAGCCAGCUGGACCCUGGAGGAACUGAGCAAGGCAGUGAAGAUGCCCGUGGCACUGCUACGGCGGCGGAUGUCUGUGUGGCUGCAGCAGGGCGUGCUGCGCGAGGAGCCCCCCGGCACCUUCUCUGUCAUUGAGGAGGAGCGGCCUCAGGACCGGGACAACAUGGUGCUCCUGGACAGUGACGAUGAGAGCGACUCCGGCAUGGCCUCCCAGGCUGACCAGAAGGAGGAGGAGCUGCUGCUCUUCUGGACAUACAUCCAGGCCAUGCUGACCAACCUGGAGAGCCUCUCGCUGGAUCGUAUCUACAAUAUGCUCCGCAUGUUUGUGGUGACCGGGCCUGCGCUGGCCGAGAUUGACCUGCAGGAGCUGCAGGGCUACCUGCAGAAGAAGGUGCGGGACCAGCAGCUCGUCUACUCGGCUGGCGUCUACCGCCUGCCCAAGAACUGCAGCUGAUGCAUCCGCCCACCUGCCCGCCAGGCGCUGCCCUGCAGGUGCUCUCGUCCUCCCAUGCCAGCUCCUGCCCGCCUGUGUCCCAGAAUGCACUGCUCAGGGGCACGCCCCUCCCACCCCCCACAGUGUGCAGAUUAAAGCAAGUCAGGUCAUC